GAGGGAAAAUUUUCAGUAGCGUUUUCGCUCCUUGAAAUUUCAGGAAAAUAUGUGGGUGCGAUCAACCUGAGAUGUCCGUUUCUCCGUGGCUAUCCCCCAAUCAGACUCUGAUUCGAUUCACGAUUCCGACUGUUUCAGCUCGAGAUCACCUUCCAUUGAUUCGUUCGAAUUUCGCAACCGCUUUUACCGGAGGAUCGGACAUGGCAGUUAACUCCGUUCGUGUCGCCGUCGCUCAAAUGACCUCCAUUAACGACCUCUCUUUCAACUUCGCUACAUGUUCUCGCCUCGUCAAAGAAGCAGUUUCAGCUGGAGCAAAACUGGUAUGCUUCCCAGAGGAUUUUUCUUUUAUGCCUGCCAAAGAUGGGGAAGGUCAAAAGAUUGCAGAGCCUUUAGACGGACCAAUUAUGAAUCAGUACUGCUCUUUAGCAAGAGAAUCCAGCAUAUGGCUAUCACUUGGAGGCUUCCAAGAAAAGGGACCUGAUGAUGAACAUUUCUACAACACACAUGUCAUAGUUGAUGACAGUGGAACUAUCAGGAGCACUUAUAGGAAAAUACACCUGUUCGAUGUCGACGUUCCUGGUGGAAGAGUAUAUAAAGAAAGCAGCUAUACAAAGGCAGGAGAAGACAUUGUGGCAGUUGACAGUCCUAUUGGAAGACUUGGCCUGACUGUAUGCUAUGAUUUGAGAUUUCCAGAGCUCUACCAGCAGUUGAGAUUCCAACACAAUUCUCAAGUCUUAUUGGUUCCUUCAGCUUUUACAAAAGAAACUGGGGAGGCACAUUGGGAAAUUCUUCUUCGUUCUCGUGCAAUUGAGAAUCAAUGCUAUGUCAUAGCUGCUGCUCAAGCGGGAAAAGCAAAUGGGAAAAGAGAGAGUUAUGGUGACUCCUUAAUCAUUGAUCCAUGGGGAAAAAUAGUCGGUCGAUUAUCUGAUCGAUUAGCAACUGGCAUUACCGUAGCAGACAUUGAUUUUGAUUUGAUCGAGUCAGUGAGGUCAAGGCUUCCAAUUGCUCAGCAACGGAAGCCCUUCGACUUCUGGAAACCAGCGUCUAUGUGACUCCUUACAGUUCACUCAUCCAGGUGCAUUUACAUUGUUUUUAAGCUAUCACACAUUUCUUGGUCAACUGGGUGAUCAAUUUGAUGUCUAUUUAAUGUCAA
Cucurbita moschata (crookneck pumpkin) is the source of this 1153-nucleotide messenger RNA. RefSeq names its product nitrilase-like protein 2. NCBI's taxonomy places the organism in Eukaryota, Viridiplantae, Streptophyta, Magnoliopsida, Cucurbitales, Cucurbitaceae. The record is from RefSeq and is a predicted model, not a curated record. Gene Ontology annotation, molecular function: hydrolase activity, acting on carbon-nitrogen (but not peptide) bonds, in linear amides. The transcript has 9 exons. The coding region runs from base 72 to 1052 and encodes 326 amino acids.